CACCCCGCGGUAUUUACCUUUGAAAAGUGGCAGCGGCUGCAGGUACCGGAGGAGUGGGGCGGCCGGGAGGGGCUACGCCUACCGGGUCUCCCCGCCACACCGAUCCGAGCCCAGGACAAACCCUCUCCCACUCCCAUGCCCCACAGACGCAUCCAAAAUGCUUCCCUCCUCGCCAGACCCGUCCCGAUAGAAUUAGCCCUCUCUCGUCUCUAGCCUUCAUUUAAACUCUACUUUUGAGGGUCUGAAUUCUCCAAUUUUAAGCCCCAAAUACCAUCUCAUCCCUGAGUAGUCUUCUCCAACCGUAGUCACCCAGUUUCAAGUCCUGCCCCCAUUUUUCUCCCUGAACUCCCAUCCUCAGCCCUGAAAACCCUCUUCUCAGCUCCUAGCCUAUCCACAGAUCGAACCCUAAGUGACUCUUACCUACCCUCUCCUCCAAUUUGUGACCCAGCCCCAAACUCUCUCAUUCCUACUCUGUCCCUCACGAUAUAUCCCUUCCUUUGCUUAGUCUGGGCCGGGGCCCUGUGUCCCUGAAGACAUGGAGUUUGUGUCUGGAUACCGGGAUGAGUUCCUUGAUUUCGCUGCCCUUCUGUUUGGCUGGUUCCGAAAGUUUGUGGCAGAGCGUGGGGCAGUAGGGACCAGCCUGGAGGGCCGCUGGCGACAGCUGGAGGCCCAGAUCAGAAGGCUGCCCCAGGACCCUGCCCUUUGGGCGCUCCAUGUCUUGCCCAACCGUAGUGUGGGCAUCAGCCUGGGGCAAGGGGCAGAGCCAGGCCCUGGACCAGGCCUGGGGGCUGCCCGACUCCUGGGAGACGACCCUCCACUCCACCUUCGAGACCUGAGCCCCUACAUCAGCUUUGUCAGCCUAGAGGAUGGGGAGGAAGGGGAGGAGGAAGAGGAGGAAGAUGAAGAAGAAAAGAAGAGAGAGGAGGGGGGUGCAGGCACAGAGAAGGUGGAACCAGAGGAGGAUCGGGAGCUAGCCCCUACUAGCAGGGAGUCCCCCCAGGAAGUAAACCCUCCAGGAGAGUCAGAGGAGGCUGAGCAGGAGGCAGGAGGUGGUGAGGACGGCUGCCGAGAGAACAGGGUGGAGGACAAAACAAGACCCCAGAAGAGGAAGGGACGGAGGAGUGAGGCUGCCCCCCUGCACCUUUCCUGUCUCUUACUGGUGACGGAUGAGCAUGGCACCAUCUUGGGCAUUGAUCUGCUGGUGGAUGGAGCCCAGGGGACUGGAAGCUGGGGCUCAGGGACUGAGAACCUGGCUCCUCGGGCCUAUGUGCUCCUCUGUCACAGCAUGGCCUGUCCCAUGGGCUCCGGGGACCCCCGAAAGCCCCGACAGCUUACUGUGGGAGAUGCCCAGCUGCAUCGAGAGCUGGAGAGCUUGGUCCCAAGGCUAGGUGUGAAGUUAGCCAAGACCCCAAUGCGGACAUGGGGUCCCCGACCAGGCUUCACCUUUGCUUCCCUUCGUGCUCGAACCUGCCACGUUUGUCACAGGCACAGCUUUGAAGUGAAGCUGACACCCUGCCCCCAGUGUAGUGCUGUCUUGUAUUGUGGAGAGGCUUGUCUCCAGGCUGACUGGCGGCGGUGCCCAGAUGAUGUGAGCCACCGAUUUUGGUGCCCAAAGCUUGCAGCCUUCGUGGAGCGGGCAGGAGAACUGGCAGCCCUGCCUUUUACCUACACCACAGAGGUGACCAAUGAAACCUUCAACAAGGAGGCCUUCCUGGCCUCUCGAGGCCUCACUCGUGGCUACUGGACCCAGCUCAGCAUGCUGAUUCCAGGGCCCGGCUCCUCUGGGCAUCCCCGAGGCAACACACCAUCCCUUAGCCUUCUUCUCGGUGGAGAUCCCUAUCAGCUUCUCCAGGGGGAUGGGCCUGCCUUAAUGCCUCCUGUGCCCCCAGACCCACCGCGGGGUCUUUUUGUCCCUGAGCUCAACAUCCAGAACAAACAGUCACUGAAGAUCCACGUGGUGGAGGCCGGGAAGGAGUUUGACCUUGUCAUGGUUUUUUGGGAGCUCUUGGUCCUGCUCCCUCAUGUGGCCCUGGAGCUGCAGUUUGUAGGUGAUGGCCUGUCCCCCGAAAGCGACCAGCAGCAUUUUACCUUGCAGAGGGACAGCCCCGAGGUGUCUGUCCGGAAUGGUUCUGGCGUAUCAGCACGGCCCAGCUCUGGCACUAAGGAGAAGGGUAUCCGCAGGGACCUGCAGAUCAAGGUGUCAGCAAGGCCCUACCACCUGCUCCAGGGGCCCAAGCCCGACCUGGUUAUUGGAUUUAACUCUGGGUUUGGUCUCAAGGAUACAUGGCUGAGCUCUCUGCCCCGCCUGCAGUCCCUCCGAGUGCCAGCCUUCUUCACCGAGAGCAGCGAGUAUGGCUGCGUGAUGGACGGCCAGACCAUGGCGGUGGCCACUGGAGGGGGCACUAGCCGUCCCCAGCUCAACCCCUUCCGCUCCCCCUUUCGCCUCAGAGCGGCCGACAACUGCAUGCCCUGGUACUGCAACGCCUUCAUCUUCCACCUGGUUUACAAGCCUGCGCAAGGGAGCGGGGCCCGCCCGGCUCCCGGCCCCGCACCCCGGUCCCCAACUCCCUCCGUUCCUCCCGCCCGCACCCGAAGGCGCCGAGGAGAAAAGAAACCCGGGCGGGGGGCCCGCAGGCGGAGAUAAGUGCGGCGACUGUAGUAGUCCCCCCUCCCAAACACGCUCCGAAAGGAAAACGUGAAAACACUCAGGGCCGAGGGGGAGGACAGAUUGGUAAAACACGAAAAAGUAAAUAAAAUUACUUGUUUGAAA
This is a messenger RNA of Cebus imitator (Panamanian white-faced capuchin), 2770 nucleotides long. It is a transcript of the gene ZMYND15, whose product is annotated as zinc finger MYND-type containing 15. Gene Ontology annotation, molecular function: histone deacetylase binding. Gene Ontology annotation, biological process: negative regulation of DNA-templated transcription; spermatid development. NCBI's taxonomy places the organism in Eukaryota, Metazoa, Chordata, Mammalia, Primates, Cebidae. The transcript is spliced from 12 exons. The coding region runs from base 536 to 2644 and encodes 702 amino acids. The record is from RefSeq and is a predicted model, not a curated record.